Molecule: messenger RNA, 375 nt
Organism: Lathyrus sativus (Indian pea)
Lineage: Eukaryota; Viridiplantae; Streptophyta; Magnoliopsida; Fabales; Fabaceae
Source: the annotation of a GenBank genome assembly
AUGAUGGAUAAGAGAAGUAUCAGUACUGAGGUUCCAUCCACAGAAGAAGAAAUGGAUGUUGACAAACUAUUGGAAUCUCUGGAAACACGAAAGAAUGGGAGCGUAUGCAUCCCAACCUGCAUAUCAUCGUCGGCGACAAAGUUGCGAGCAGAAGGUAUAGGAACAAUUUGUGGUAGGUUGUACAUUGGAACAACGGAAAACAUACCACCAUCAGAGCUUAUUGAUACCACUGGUGCCGGUGAUGCAUUCGCGGGAGACUGUUCUCUACGCUAUCUGCGCCAACUUUUCAACAGAGAAAAUGCUAUGCUUUGCUGCCAAUGUGGCAGCUGCCAAGUGCAGAGCUCUAGGGGCACGAAGUGGUCUUCCGCGCCAUGA